CACAUUUUCACGCUUCACUUCUAACAUGAGGGAAGCCUUGAGCACGGUUGGAAUUUUGUGGAGGUUAAAAUGAAACAAAAGCUCAGUUGUUCAUUCUCUCUGACUCUAAAUCUAGCUGUGGAAGGUCUCGCAAAAGGUUUCAUCUCGAAUUUGAAAUGAUGCGGAGCUACUUUCAGCCCUGUUCAACGGUGACAACAUAAUGGCUUGUCGAAGCGCCUGUUGCUGCGGUUUUGGUCCGGUGAAUGAAGAUAACGCGAGGUUCCUUAUGCUGGCGCUGCUGAUAAUCCUCUACCUCUUGUGCGGUGCCGCUGUCUUUUCAGCACUUGAGCACCCCAAAGAGAAGCAAGCGAAGGAGAAGUGGGCGCAGAGGUUUGAACAUUUCAGUAACAAGUACAAUCUUAGCAGAGAUGAUUUAGAGAAGUUCCUCAGGUUCUACGAGGAGGCGAACGUCGCCGGCAUUCGCGUUGAUACCACCAGACCUCGCUGGGAUUUUACCGGUGCAUUCUACUUUGUGGGUACAGUGGUUUCGACUAUUGGGUUUGGCAUGACCACGCCCGCUACUAUCGGCGGGAAGAUUUUCCUGAUCUUCUACGGGCUCAUCGGCUGCGCCGCCACCAUCCUGUUCUUCAACCUCUUUCUGGAGCGCCUCAUCACCGUGCUGGCCUUCGUGCUGAAGUCCUGCUACGAGCUCCAGCGCAGGCGCAAGGGCGUGCUGCCCCACGACGGCCGCAGGGACCCUAACCCGGAGGGCGGGGAGGGCCUGGCGGGCUGGAAGCCCUCGGUGUACUACGUGAUGGUGAUCCUGUGCGGGGCGGCCGUCAUCGUCUCCUGCUGCGCCUCGGCCAUGUACUCGGCCGUGGAGGGCUGGAGCUACCUGGACUCGCUCUACUUCUGCUUCGUGGCCUUCAGCACCAUCGGCUUCGGCGACCUAGUGAGCAGCCAGCACCUGCGCUACGAGGACCAGGCCGCCUACCGGCUGGGCAACUUCCUCUUCAUCCUCAUGGGCGUGUGCUGCAUCUACUCGCUCUUCAACGUCAUCUCCAUCGUCAUCAAGCAGUUCCUCAACUGGACCCUGCAGAAGCUGGAGCUCCUGCUGCGCUGCCCCUGCUGCCCCGGGAAGGGCCUCCGUCCCCGCAGGAACACGGUGAUGCCGGGCCACGUCCGCGCCCGCCGCAACAUCUCCAUCGAGACCGACAUCGCCAACGAGAGCGACACGGACGGCCGCAGGAUGUCCGGGGAGAUGAUAUCCAUGAAGGACUUCCUGGCCGCCAAUAAGGUCUCCUUGGCCAUCAUGCAGAAGCAGCUGUCUGAGACUGCGAACGGUCACCCCAGGCAAUCGGGAUCCUGCUCCAGACAAAAUGGCUUCUCUGGGGGAAUUGGGGCUCUGGCCAUUAUGAAUAACAGACUGGUAGAGACCAGCGUGGACAGAUGAGUCCGUGCUUGAGACUGAACACUGCCCUGUAGAAAUGGCCAGAAUGGACAUAUUGAAUUGCUUUGUCCAUUUUAAUGGCAGGACUGUGCCAUGGACAAUGAAUUCACAUGGUAGAGAUAUUUGCCCUUCAUUUUUGUGUAUAGCAUUUAACUCUGUGACAUAGAUUUCUAGUUUUAUACAUUGAAAAUGGAGGAGGCUGGCAGAACAGGUCAGUGUAGUUAAGUUGCCACUGAUAUGAACUCUCUCCACCAGCACCUUCCAAUAGCACAUCCUGCUCAUUUAUAGUAGUUGCGGUGGGAAAAUUAGCACCUGUCAUGAUGAAAUCUGUCGACCCAGAUUGUUCCUAAAGGAAAUGUGUUGUUUUAAGUGCUAAAAGCAGACUGGAAUGUGAUGAAACACAACUGAUUUUAUGAGGUGCAUACUUAAUCAGAAUAUAGCUUUGAAUUUCCUCCACAUGAAAAGUUUUAAAUCCCUUGUUUACAAGCUUACAUUAGACGAAAGUGCAUCUUAUGGCAAUAAAAAACAUUUUGCAGUGAAAGUCUUAAACCAAAUUCAGUCUCUGAAGUCAACAUCUGCUGAUGUUUAUAAUGUUGAUGCUUAGAAUGGAUAGACAACUGUAUUAAAAGUGUCCCAGCAUUCAUUAUACUAUGCACUUCAUCUUGCCUCAUGAAGACAUCUCUUAGCUAAAGCAUGGAGCUGAUAUUCAGUUCUUUGCCAUUCUACAGUACCUGUCAAAGGGAAAGUUAAUUUGACUUGAACGACGGCUUCAUUUAUCAAGUGAUCAAAUGCAGUAAGUAAAAUAAACCUGACCAUUUGUGAUAAA
Molecule: messenger RNA, 2255 nt
Organism: Conger conger (European conger)
Lineage: Eukaryota; Metazoa; Chordata; Actinopteri; Anguilliformes; Congridae
Product: potassium channel subfamily K member 13-like
Exons: 2
Coding region: 200-1432 (410 amino acids)
Biological process (GO): potassium ion transmembrane transport; stabilization of membrane potential
Cellular component (GO): membrane
Molecular function (GO): potassium ion leak channel activity
Source: RefSeq, a predicted model, not a curated record